Molecule: messenger RNA, 2016 nt
Organism: Poecile atricapillus (Black-capped chickadee)
Lineage: Eukaryota; Metazoa; Chordata; Aves; Passeriformes; Paridae
Product: D(1)-like dopamine receptor
Exons: 2
Coding region: 1-2016 (671 amino acids)
Biological process (GO): adenylate cyclase-activating adrenergic receptor signaling pathway
Cellular component (GO): membrane
Molecular function (GO): G protein-coupled receptor activity
Source: RefSeq, a predicted model, not a curated record
AUGCACAAAAAUGGGCAGAGAACAGACACAGACGAAGCGGAAGAAAAGGAACAACCAGAUUUGAGCGCGUUCCCAGUGUACGUAAAGCGACACGAAGUGACAUCCUGCGCUCUAACCAAACUGAGAUGUGAUCGAGCUCUCCAAAAGGAGACACUAGGAAAGCUUCAGGUCCUGCCUCGCCCCCGACAAGUGCAGGUGAGGUUUGGGACGCGCUCUCCGCAGGGCGAUGCUGUGGGAGAGCUCCCCGCUCGCGUUGGGAAGAGCUCUGGAUGCGCGGGGGCUGCAGCCGCGGCGCCGCCAGCGCCCGGAGCCGCUCUGUCCCGGCGCUGCGGGCGGAACGCGGGGCUCCCACCGCGGGACGGCUCCUCGCUGCGGCCCCGGGAGCGGCGGCGGCCAGCCGGGAGGCGAGAGCUGAGGCCCCGGCAGCCGGCGGGUGAGAAUCCCGGGCCGGCCCGAGCCGCCGCGGGGCACGCCGAGGGCGGCGGGCAGAGAUGCCCCCGCGGGCCGCCGCUCCCCCAGGCGCGGGCGGCGCUGGCCCGGGGGGGUCCCACAGCCGCCGCCUCGGGCUCUGUCCCUCCGGCGGGAGCGGCCGCGGGGCCCUGGGGCAGCAGGGCCGGCCCUUGCGCCGGGGCUGCGCCCCCGAUGGGGAGCGCGGCGCUGGGGGACGGCCCGAGGGUGCUGCGGGCACUCACCGGGUGCCUGCUGGGCGCCCUGGUGCUGAGCACGCUGCUGGGCAAUGCGCUCGUGUGCCUCGCCAUCCUGCGCUUCCGCCACCUCCGCAACAAGGUCACCAACUGGUUCGUGCUGUCGCUGGCCGCCUCGGACCUCUGCGUGGCCCUCUUGGUGAUGCCCUGGAAGGCGGUCACUGACGUGGCUGGAGGCUCCUGGCUCUUUGGCAGCCACUUUUGUGAUACCUGGGUGGCCUUCGACAUCAUGUGCUCCACCGCCUCCAUCCUCCACCUCUGCAUCAUCAGCCUGGACCGGUACUGGGCCAUCGCCAGCCCCUUUCGCUAUGAGCGCAGGAUGACACAGCGCCUUGCUUGUGCCAUGAUAGCCAUGGCCUGGGCUCUCUCCAUCCUUAUCUCCUUCAUCCCGGUGCAGCUACACUGGCAUAAAGCCAAGGACAGUAGAGAUGCAGGCUCCUGGCUACUUGGGACACCCCGCUGUGAUGUCAGAUUGAACCGCACUUACGCCAUCACCUCCUCCCUUAUCAGCUUCUACAUCCCCGUGGCCAUAAUGAUCAUCACCUACACCAGGAUCUACAGAAUUGCCCAGGCCCAGAUCCGCCGCAUCUCCACCCUUGAGAGAGCAGGGGGACAGCGGCCAGCUCCUGAAAAGGAGUCCACCUCCUCUUUACGGAGCUCCUUGCACAAGGAGACCAGGGUGCUGCAGACCCUUUCUAUCAUAAUGGGAGUCUUUGUUUGCUGCUGGCUGCCCUUCUUCCUGCUGAACUGUCUGCUGCCCUUCUGUCAGCCCAGCCUGGAGGAGGACCCUGAAGGACAGUCACUUUGUAUUGGCCAAACCACCUUCGACGUCUUUGUGUGGUUUGGCUGGGCCAACUCUUCAGUGAAUCCAGUGAUCUAUGCUUUCAACGCAGACUUUAGGAAGGCUUUCAGCAAUCUCUUGGGCUGCCAGUGCUGCUGCUGUGGGGCACCCAAAUGCCCUGUGGAGAGGGUCAAUUUCAGCAAUGAGCUGGUUUCCUAUCACCAUGACAGCACCUGCCAGAAGGAAGGAGCUGUGGCAUCCUCAGUACCUCCUGCUGCCGUCACUGCCUGGGUGCAGUCCGUGCCCCACGCCAAAAGCCUCCAGGGAGAGGACAGCGGUGAGAUGUCGUCUAUGGAGAAGAGGGUUGUGACUUCUCAGACACAGACUGCCCCUGGCAGCAGCCCCAAUAGUUGUCAAGUGCCAGCUAUUUUGCAAUUGGGUUGCAAGGCAAAGCCAUCCCUGGAAACUGUUUCCCCCUGUACAGGACUUGGUCAGUGUGAGGGACCCCAUUGCCUUGUUUCAGAGGGAUGA